Messenger RNA from Myotis davidii, 1877 nucleotides. RefSeq names its product SLX4 interacting protein (gene SLX4IP). The transcript is spliced from 8 exons. The record is from RefSeq and is a predicted model, not a curated record. The coding region runs from base 307 to 1530 and encodes 407 amino acids. Lineage: Eukaryota; Metazoa; Chordata; Mammalia; Chiroptera; Vespertilionidae.
AAGCCCACCGCGCGGCUGCGCAGACUAUGUUUUAGGGGCGGCGGCAGUGUUCCCUGUCGCGUGGGGAGACCCUGGGAGUAGAGAGUUCCCCAAAGCGGGAGUCUCCAGAGCUUCUGCAGGUUGAUUCAGGGCCCGCUGCCUCUUUUUUCUUUUUUUAUUUUUUUUUGCCCGCGGCCUCUGUAGUCUGAGUUCCCCAAACCAGAUCCUCCUUCACGAGUGACCGUGGACAGUAACCAAACCAAUAAAAGCCCGAACCCACACCCUGCCACCAUCGUAGGUCUGUAAUUACUUUGGAAUCAGUAAGCCAUGGCAUCAAAGAAAUUUGCUAUUAAAUGCGGGGAUUUUGCUGUCCUGGUGGAUCUUCACAUCUCACCGCAAGGAUCAAACAAAGACACCAGCUGGUUUUCUGAACAGAACAAAGAGGAAAUUUGUUUACUGUUAAAAGAAACCAUUAAUUCAAGAGUUAAGGAGUACUUGGAAGUUCGUAAACAGCACAGGCCGUCAAAUGCAGAAUUCACAAGAUCCAGUCCCUUGUCCUUAAAAGGUUAUGGCUUUCAAAUCACAGCCUAUUUCCUCAAGAGAGGGAUACGCCUUCGCUGCUUUGGGGGCUCACAGAGGCCUGAACUUCGUGUAUUUCCUGACAGAUUUGUGGUCUGUGUAAGUCAGCUUGCAUUCAGUUGUGAUCUUUCAAGGCAGAAUGAGGAACUGACGGGAAGAGGUCUCCACGGAGCGUCUGGUUAUUUUGCUGAGUGUGCAGAGGGUCCACUUCCUCCCAGUGCAAAGCGCAAGAGAAGCGUUCUGAAAGCAAUCAUGAAAAGAGCUGAAACAAAAAGCAGCAGCACGAGCAAAUCACAGGGCAGCAGGGACAUUGUGGGAACAUCGAGUGACUCAGUGGUUGCAGAGAUGGCAGUGAGAAGAGGUGACAGCCAGGCUUCCUCCAGUGCCCCUCCGGAGUCCUCAGGGCAAGCAGAGGAUUGCACACAGGCAGCUGAGAGCCACUGGGGGCUCUCUGUUCCAAAGCUGGAACAUGUUCAUCAGACCCAGCCAGAGGACACCGGCGGCCAGCACAAGCCUCAUCCUGGGGCGUGGUUACAGACGGGGCUUCAGAGCGGGAGCGCUGUCUGGAGCUGUGAGUCAGCAGCACCGGGUCCAAAACAAAGCCCACGAGGAGCCCCAGCACAGCAGAAACGCAGGCCCCGCGGCGCUGCGCAGGGCUCCGACCACUGCGAGAGCGUCUCUCUGGGAAGUGAUCGAUUCCUCCCGCGAGAAAUGAGAGCGGGAACAAGCAAAGCUGUCAGGGUUUUGCCAACAUCAGAGCUGUCAGAUCCGGGGUUACUUUUGAAAGAGGAUUUGGCAAAAGCCAUGUCUAAUGAAGAGUUGCAUGUUUUGGAAAAUCUCUCCUCCAGACAUCUUACGAAAAUUGAGCCAGGGAAGGCCGACCAAACCGGCUCAGCCACCAACACUGAAAGAUUAGCUACAAUCCAGGGCAGCCCAACCAAAAAAAGGAAGAAGUCUGAAAGAGGCCACUGACUUACUAGAGAGGAUUGCAAAGUUGUGGUUGAGGGAUAUAGUGGCCAAACCUGCGAAAAAUGAGAAGUAUGUGUAGAUGCUGUGAUUUCAAAGGAAUUAGAAUGACUUUUUUAAAAAGAAAACUGUAUCUCUGUUGGGCUCAGCUUUCAAAGAAGUCACCUCCAGGAGCCUAUCUGCUUGUUCUAACAACAUGGCUACCUUCUCAUCAAGUUGUGUAACUGCCUUCAGAAAAUUAUUUUAAUGAUAAACAUCCUUUCGCUUUGUCAGAGACGACCCCCCUCCUGAAGAACUGAACGAAGCCCAGCCAGUGUUGCUCAGUGGUUGAGCAUCGACCUAUCACAGUUCAA